This is a messenger RNA of Clonostachys solani, 432 nucleotides long. Lineage: Eukaryota; Fungi; Ascomycota; Sordariomycetes; Hypocreales; Bionectriaceae. The record is from the annotation of a GenBank genome assembly.
AUGGCAUCGGCUUCCCCCCAAUCGACUACCCAACUGUCAUCUCUGAGCUCAGGCCUCGUCUAUGCCCUCGCAGCAAGCCGCUUUGCCGCCGGCGCAGGCUGCGUGUUCGCGCCCUCUGCCAUGUCCGGCGUUCUCCAAUGGGAAUCCUUGCCUGGGGUCACCCUUCUGGCCCGUACGUUUGGUGUCCGCGAGGCCGCCAUUGGCGGUCUGACAGUGCUUACACUCAACAAACCUGAGUCUACCAAGGACCUGCGUCGUAUCAUAUGGACAGGCAUCGCCGUCGACGCCUUUGACGUCAUCAGCUCUCUGAUGGUUUUAGCCUCGUCUGAUGGCACAGCCAUGGAGUUGGCGGCUGCGAAAUCAACGGGUGGGAUGGGAUUCUGUUGCGUAAUUGUGGGCUUGUACGCCAUCAAGACAUUGGGAUCCCUCUAG